AUGUUUGAAAAAUACGUUCACAAUCAAGUUUUAUUCGCUUUAUUCAUGAUCCAAUUACUAGCAGCAGAGCUUAGCAGUUUUGAUAAUUUUCAACGUAGUGAUGUUCCAGCUAUUGAGCAACGCUCUAUAAGCUUGGAUAAUCCUAGUUUAGCAAGGUUUGGUAGAAAAGAAACAGGAAUGAUGAUUCAGGCUGCGCUUCGAAAUAAUGGAAGAAGCCCAUUUGGAGCUUUAAUUUCUCGAAAUUAUGCUAACUUAAAUAAUAUGCAACGUUUACAACAACGAAUAUCCGAUGAACAGAGACUGAAGAACGUAUUACUACGAGCUUCUGGAAGGAAUGGUGUUGAUUCAUCUAUGUCUUUCAAAACAUCUAUGAUAAGGCCCUUACUUUCUCGUCUGCAAAAUCUUGGAAAAUUUCCAGCAACUACUGAAAAUAGAAAUACAGGCAUUUUUGGCAAAACAACAAACGAAGCUCUCAGUCAGCAACUCUCAUUAAAACAGAUUUUGGAACAAGAAAAGAUCAUUCUGGAAUUACUCGAACGUGAUUCUCAACGUAAACAAUUGCUAAGGAGUAAUCGACUUGAUCUAAAAGAUUUGCAAGAAAAACAGCAGCGUAUCUUAAAUUUACUUAUUCAGCAGCAACAAAAUAAUGAUGAUCAACUAGACUCUUCCAUUGGCACUUCUGGCAAAGGCUUUUAUAACCCUGAUGAGACACCAACAGCAGAUCAGUUCAUUUUAAGUUCAGCAGAAGAUUUCGGAUCUAAGAAACCGUUCCAAGGGGGAAAAAUCCAGAAUCCAAUAUCAGAUCAACCUUCUGGAAGAGUUUCUCCAAGAGAAGACCAGCUGCAGCUCUUGCAAAUUUCUCCAUACAUACUUGGGAAAAAUUUGUUGAAUAAUGUUGGCUCAACUUUUCAAGUUCUUAAAGUUCCUGGCAAUGUAAUUAAAUCGUUAGAGGAUAAAGAUGCCUUGAUGCUAAUCCAACAGAAUGGACAACAGACAGCUGAGAUUUACGGAAAUGAGGAAAAUGAUUAA
Meloidogyne enterolobii is the source of this 1029-nucleotide messenger RNA. The record is from the annotation of a GenBank genome assembly. NCBI's taxonomy places the organism in Eukaryota, Metazoa, Nematoda, Chromadorea, Rhabditida, Meloidogynidae.